Nothobranchius furzeri (turquoise killifish) is the source of this 2493-nucleotide messenger RNA. RefSeq names its product sodium- and chloride-dependent GABA transporter 1. Gene Ontology annotation, molecular function: gamma-aminobutyric acid:sodium:chloride symporter activity. Gene Ontology annotation, cellular component: plasma membrane. Gene Ontology annotation, biological process: sodium ion transmembrane transport; neurotransmitter transport. The record is from RefSeq and is a predicted model, not a curated record. NCBI's taxonomy places the organism in Eukaryota, Metazoa, Chordata, Actinopteri, Cyprinodontiformes, Nothobranchiidae.
AGUCGGGCAAUAGUCGUGCCACAUCCCCUUAAGGCCUCAGUAGUCAGAUCUGAGCUGUAAUCAAAGUAGGCAGGUCGAACUUUAUUAUCAAACACUCAAUACCAGCUGCAGGAUCAGCCGCCUCCAAAGGACAGCACGCAUGAGGGAGAGUUUUAAUGUCCAAACAUGGUGCCAGGCAUGCUGUGACUUCAGCUGGCUCUUAAGGAUUAACAGGAAGCUCUUUAGGCUUAAUAUUUGGAUUUGAAUUUGAAGACUUGGGACUGCUACUAGUGUACAGAACUGAAUCUGAUGACUUGACAAAGGACUUGGAAUCUUUCAGACCUCCUGAACAUCUGUGGCCAGCACAUCAGUCUGGGUCUGUCCACUCACGAUUUCAGUGUGUUGCACUCAGCAAGGCAGCAGCUCCAACAAACCCAGGUUGUGAGGACACUAAAGGUCACUGACCUCUUUGGACCAAAGUGGUCCCACUAUGGGGAAGACUGGGCAGAGCACAGUAGACUUAAACUCCCCAUCAGAGGUCAAAGAAGCUGUCCCAUCUGAGGAACUGGAUCCCACGGCCCCUCAUCCAGACGAGACAGAGAAAGAUGUGGUCCUGCCCGACAGGGGAAGCUGGAAGGGGAAGUUUGAUUUCCUGCUGUCAUGUGUGGGAUAUGCCAUUGGUUUAGGGAAUGUCUGGAGGUUCCCUUAUUUGUGUGGCAAGAAUGGUGGAGGUGCCUUCUUGAUCCCAUAUUUCAUGACCUUGGUGUUUGCUGGGAUACCGCUCUUUUUCCUGGAGACUGCUCUAGGACAGUUCACCUCAGUGGGCGGAUUAGGAGUGUGGAGACUUAUCCCCAUGAUGAAAGGUGUUGGUCUGGCUGCAGUCGUCCUGUCUUUCUGGCUAAACAUCUACUACAUCAUCAUCAUUGCUUGGGCUCUCUAUUACUUUUUCAAUUCCUUUGGUUCGGAGCUGCCUUGGCAGAGCUGCAACAACUCCUGGAACACAGAAAAGUGUUUCUCCAACUACAGCCUGCCAGACACCACCAACCUGACCAGCGCUGUCACAGAGUUCUGGGAGCGUAACAUGCAUCAGCUGUCAGGUGGACUGGAGGAGCCGGGAGAGCUUCGGUGGCCCUUGGUGGGCACUUUAGCUCUGGCGUGGAUCCUUGUCUACUUCUCAAUCUGGAAAGGAGUGGAGUGGACAGGAAAGGUGGUUUAUUUUUCAGCCACCUACCCUUACUUUAUGCUGUUCAUCCUGUUCUUCCGUGGGGUCACUCUUCCAGGAGCUAUCGAUGGUAUCCUUUUCUACAUCACCCCCGACUUCAAUAAGCUCAUGCGAUCUGAGGUGUGGCUGGAUGCAGCGACUCAGAUCUUUUUUUCCUACGGAUUGGGCCUGGGUUCGCUUAUUGCACUGGGAAGCUACAACACCUUUAACAAUGAUGUCUACAAGGACUCUAUAAUUGUGUGCUGCAUCAACUCCUGCACCAGCAUGUUUGCUGGAUUUGUCAUCUUCUCCAUUGUGGGCUUUAUGUCCCACAUUACUAAGAAACCUGUGCAAGAAUUGGCAGCAUCAGGUCCAGGUUUGGCAUUUUUAGCCUAUCCUCAGGCUGUCACCCAGCUUCCCAUGUCCUCUCUAUGGGCCAUCCUCUUUUUCUCAAUGCUCAUGAUGCUUGGCCUGGACAGCCAGUUUUGCACAGUCGAAGGUUUCAUCACAGCUCUGGUGGACGAGUAUCCUUUGGUGCUGAGGAGGAGGAAGAAGGUCUUCAUCCUCAUUAUUUGCUUCAUCUCCUUCACCAUUGGCUUCUCCAAUAUUACACAGGGUGGUCUCUAUGUCUUCAAGCUGUUUGAUUACUAUUCUGCCAGUGGGAUGUGUCUCCUCUUCCUUGUCUUCUUUGAAACCAUUUCCAUAUCCUGGUUUUAUGGAGCUGAGAGAUUCUACAAGAACAUCGAGGAUAUGAUUGGCUAUCGGCCGUGUGUUUGGUGGAAGCUUUGUUGGCUUUUCUUCACGCCGCUGAUCUGCCUGGGGGUGUUUACUUUUAGUGCCAUUGAGAUGACCCCUCUGACCCUGGGAAAGUACGUUUUUCCUAUGUGGGGCCAAGUGAUUGGAUGGUGCAUGGCAUUGUCGUCAAUGAUACUCAUCCCAGGAUAUGUCAUCUACAUGUUCUGCACCACAAAGGGCAACAUCAAACAGCGUUGGCAGAGGAUGACAUCCACUCAGGAGGAUGAGAAGCCAUCAGAGCAUGAAGAUUUAACACACACAGGAAGCGUGGGUGAAGCUCCCGUCUAGCCAGGACUGCUCAGGUUUAAAUGAUCUGACUGGCUGGACUUAAUGUGGGUGGAAAAUAUAACAAAUGGGAGAAUGAAAUUAUUUGAGGAAAAUCACUUUACUAGUUUGAUUCCAGCUGACAGUGGGGUUAAAAACUUUUGAUAAAUGUAUAAAAAUGUUCCUUUUAUUGGUAAAGAAACAGAUCAUCAUUGUAGUUAAAAUGAGCCUGUUAUUAAAGUAAAUUCUCAUUA